Molecule: messenger RNA, 2686 nt
Organism: Ochotona princeps (American pika)
Lineage: Eukaryota; Metazoa; Chordata; Mammalia; Lagomorpha; Ochotonidae
Gene: SLC41A3
Product: solute carrier family 41 member 3
Exons: 10
Coding region: 784-2169 (461 amino acids)
Biological process (GO): monoatomic cation transport
Cellular component (GO): plasma membrane
Molecular function (GO): monoatomic cation transmembrane transporter activity
Source: RefSeq, a predicted model, not a curated record
ACCGGCCCUUAAGCUCCAACAUUCUAUUUCUGGCACCUAUGGAAUACACAGGGGACGCAGCCAACAAUAGAAUCCCUUGAGGUCAAAGGGCACUGCUCUGGGCAGGGGCUGCUCUGCAGAGCUGUUGUGACCUUCCCAGCCGGCUGGGACAACGGGGCUGUGUCUCCUGUGAGCAGAGCCCCUCCCCAUGGCCAUGAGCCCCUCCCCGGACAUGGCAGUCGAGGUGACUGCGGGCCGUGGCUUCCUUCUGCAGGCCAGCCAAUUCCUUGACCUUGAAGCAGAAAGCUGAAGGCCCGUGGAGCUGGCCCGAGGAGGGGGAGCCUCCAGAGUGAGACCUGCUGAGCCCUUCAAUGCCAAGAGCAGAACUGCCCAGAAUACGUGUGCAGAGCCCGCGUGGGUGCUCCCCAAGGUCAGGCCUACGUGGGCUCGGUUUCUAUGCAGGCUGAUCCUGUGUGGGCUGGGCUGCUGGACACUGUCAAGGUCACCGCCAAGGGACAGUGAACCUCCCUCGGCAGGCGGGCAGCCACUCCCCGAGGAGCACCUGCCCCGGGGCUGUGGACAACAAAGGCUGGCCGUGUCUCUUCAGCACGCUGGCCUUUCUGCCUCUCUCCUUCGCUCUGGCCCUUGGCUGAGGGUCCACCAGGACCCUCUGCAAGCACAAGGCUUCUGACAGCUUCCCGGGAAGCCCCAAUCUGUGUGAACAUCUUUGAAGAGCGUCCUGGUGUGAGCGAGACAGGCCUCGGCUUGGCGUCCUGCCCUGGGAAUGUGACUGCCAGCACCACCAUGGUGGUCACCCAGCUGAACCUCAAGUUCCACUUCCAGAACAAGAAGCUGCGAGGCUUCAGCUGUGAGGUCAUCCGCUGUCCCCACGGGGUCCUCCCCGAGACCUUCUUCACCAUGACGUGUCAGGUCCUGGUGCCCGUCCUGCUGUCUGCCCUGGGCAUGAUGAUGGCCGGCCUGGUGAUGAACAACGUGCAGCACUGGCCCGUGUUUCAGGAGGUGAAAGACCUGCUGACGCUGGUUCCGCCCCUCGUGGGCCUGAAGGGGAACCUCGAGAUGACACUGGCCUCGCGACUCUCCACGGCUGCUAACACAGGACAGAUUGACAACCCCCAGGAGAGACACAGACUCAUUGGCAGCAACCUGGCCCUUGUGCAGGUUCAGGCCACUGUCGUGGGGCUCCUAGCUGCUGUGGCUGCCCUGCUGCUGGGUGCUGUGUCCCGGAAGGAGCUGGACCUGGCACCUGUGGAGCUACUGUGUGCCAGCAGUGUCAUCACUGCCUUCAUCGCGGCCCUGGCCCUUGGACUGCUCAUGGUUUGCAUCGUGAUUGGUGCUCGAAAGUUCGGGGUCAACCCAGACAACAUCGCCACCCCCAUCGCAGCCAGCCUGGGAGACCUCAUCACACUGUCCAUCCUGGCCUUGGUUAGCAGCUUCUUCUACAAACACAGAGACAGUCGGUACCUGAUACCACUGGUGUGCGUCGGCGUCAUGGCCCUGAUCCCAUUGUGGGUUCUUAUCGCCAAGCAGAGCCCACCCAUCUUAGAGAUCCUGAAAUUCGGCUGGUUCCCGAUCAUCCUGGCCAUGGUCAUCAGCAGCGUCGGGGGCCUCAUCCUGAGCAACACCUCGUCUAAGCCGCAGUACAAGGGCAUGGCCAUCUUCACACCCAUCAUCUGUGGUGUUGGCGGCAACCUGGUAGCCAUUCAGACCAGCCGAAUCUCCACCUACCUGCACAUUCGGAGCACGCCUGGGGUCCUGCCGCUGGGCAUGAAAAAAUUCUGUCCCAAUCCAUGCUCAACUUUCUGCACCUCAGAGAUCAACUCCAUAUCAGCCCGAGUCCUGCUCUCCCUCGUGGUCCCGGGCCACCUGAUUUUCUUCUACAUCAUCUGCCUGGUGGAAGGUCAGUCGGUGACAGACAGCAAGAGCUUCGUGGUACUGUACCUGCUCGCAGGCCUGAUCCAGGUGACCAUCCUGCUGUACCUGGCUGAGGUGAUGGUCCGGCUGACGUGGCACCAGGCCCUGGAUCCUGACAACCACUGCAUCCCCUACCUCACGGGGCUGGGGGACCUGCUGGGCACCGGCCUUCUGGCCCUCUGCUUCCUGGUCAACUGGCUGCUGUGGAGCCAGGUGGACCUGGACUACCUGCCAGAACUGACCACUGGACCUCCCUAAUCCAGCCCUGCCGGCCCUGGCCACAGAGUCAGAUCUCCCUCCUCACCCCAGCAGGCUCCAGAAUGGAGCUUCUCCCCGACUGGGUCCUCAGAGUGGCUGGCGCCUGGCCUUGGCGGUGCCCUUGAUCAGGCUGCUGGAGGGACUCGCAUGCCCUGCCGCUCUGGAGUGGGCUUCCAAGCCUCCUGGAAUAAGGGGUGCUACUUUUGCAGGUGUGAGUGUGUGCGUGUGCACAUGUGUGCGUGGGGAGGGAGUGGCGUGUUCUGGCCGAAAGAAGCUACAGAAGAGGCACGUCCAGCUUGGCAGAGUGUAUUUGCCUGGCUCACAUCCAUGCAGUGCACAUGAGUGGAGCGUUGGGGGGUUCUGGAGCUCCCCAAGCUCAGGAUGCUGUGCCUGGCUCUACUGCUGUCUCUACCAGGUCCUGGCUCAUGCCCUGGGAAUGUGGGCAGGACAGGACCUGGCAUACCCUUCUCCCAUCUCCCCCCGCCCGAGCAUCCCCUUUAACCUUAUCACUGCUUUC